UAUAGUAUUACGUCAUGAUUUUUCUUUUAACGUCAAAGGUCUUUUACGAUCUCCAUCAAACGAUGAAGUCGCUGCUGCACUAUCCAAAAAUAGAAGAAGUCAACGGUCACAUCCAUCCGUUGUCGUACAACAUUUUGAACGAAGCUAUACCAAGAUCACGUGAGUGUUCUGAUGCGGGCGUUCCAUUAUGGUCGUGUGCUUGCAGACAACAAACGGUUGUUACUGGCAACUGGACAGAUGUUCACAAGAAUUACGCUCAAAUGGCUGCCGAUAAAAUAAACACACAUCAUUCACAAAAACCUCAGACAUCGUGCAUGGAUGUACACAUAGACACGAUCACAUCUGUUAUUGAACAGACAUUUGCGUACGGAGGAAGGGAGAAUCUAGUCCAUUACCAUAUAGAGUUCAAAUCUCAACAGGGUCCAUCGAAGUGGCAAGUCCAGGUGAAUCCCAAAGGGUCUAUUGAGUAUUUGAAGCAAAUCAGUCGUUACGAGAAGUACAGGGACUGCCAUGACAAGCGAGUGUCAAUAGAGUUCUGUAUAUGUCGCCAGUAUCCACCUGGCACCCCGUGACGAUAGUGGCAGGGCGGCAAAACACGAUACAGAGGAACUAUAGACUACAAAGCCAGUGGUGGCGCCUGUGAAUGUGAAUGUGACCAGCGAUGUGAAUCGAAUUAUGCCGGAUAUUGAUGAGAAAUUAUGUUUGAUUAGGAAUAUUUUGUCAAUUUGUGGCAGAGGGGCAUGCUAUGAUACCGUCUAAUGUAGCCUACCACUCGUUUUUUUUAAACAAACUUGAUCAGAAAUUAAAAAAACAAACUUUAGGGAAUUGUUAGAUCUCCAAAAAUGUUUGGUAAUGGAACGAGCUCUAUCAUCUCUAGGUAGUCGGAAAUGGCACUCU
Molecule: messenger RNA, 897 nt
Organism: Anneissia japonica
Lineage: Eukaryota; Metazoa; Echinodermata; Crinoidea; Comatulida; Comatulidae
Exons: 5
Coding region: 15-572 (185 amino acids)
Source: RefSeq, a predicted model, not a curated record